UCACUGGUGUUUUCAGUGUUUUAAAAUGAAUCUUUUGACAGUGCAGUCUUACCGUUUUAAUUCUUUCCAUGUAUUUUUUUUUGUUUCCUUUACAGUACUCUGUGCAAAAAACUUGGUGAAAAAGGAUUUUUUCCGACUUCCUGAUCCAUUUGCUAAGGUGGUGGUUGAUGGAUCUGGGCAAUGCCAUUCUACAGAUACUGUGAAGAAUACACUUGAUCCAAAGUGGAAUCAGCAUUAUGACCUGUAUAUUGGAAAGUCUGAUUCAGUUACGAUCAGUGUGUGGAAUCACAAGAAGAUCCAUAAAAAACAAGGUGCUGGAUUUCUUGGUUGUGUUCGACUUCUUUCCAAUGCCAUCAACCGCCUCAAAGACACUGGUUAUCAGAGGUUGGAUCUGUGCAAACUUGGGCCAAAUGACAAUGAUACGGUUAGAGGACAGAUAGUAGUAAGUCUUCAGUCCAGAGACCGAAUAGGCACAGGAGGACAAGUUGUGGACUGCAGUCGUUUAUUUGAUAAUGAUUUACCAGAUGGCUGGGAAGAAAGGCGAACUGCCUCUGGAAGAAUUCAGUAUCUAAACCAUAUAACAAGAACUACGCAAUGGGAACGCCCAACACGACCAGCAUCUGAAUAUUCAAGUCCCGGCAGACCUCUUAGCUGCUUUGUUGAUGAGAACACUCCAGUUAGUGGAACAAAUGGUGCAACGUGUGGACAGUCUUCAGAUCCCAGGCUGGCCGAGAGGAGAGUCAGGUCACAGCGACAUAGAAAUUACAUGAGCAGGACACAUUUACAUACUCCUCCAGACCUACCGGAAGGCUAUGAACAGAGGACAACACAGCAAGGUCAGGUGUAUUUCUUACAUACUCAGACUGGUGUGAGCACGUGGCAUGAUCCAAGAGUGCCUAGGGAUCUUAGCAACAUCAAUUGUGAAGAGCUUGGUCCACUGCCUCCUGGAUGGGAGAUCCGUAAUACUGCAACAGGCAGAGUUUAUUUCGUUGACCAUAACAACAGAACAACACAGUUUACAGAUCCUCGGCUCUCUGCUAACUUGCAUUUAGUUCUAAAUCGGCAGAACCAGUUGAAAGACCAACAGCAACAGCAAGUGGUAUCGUUAUGCCCCGAGGACGCAGAGUGUCUGACAGUCCCACGGUACAAGCGAGACCUGGUUCAGAAACUAAAAAUUUUGCGGCAGGAACUUUCCCAACAACAGCCUCAAGCUGGUCAUUGCCGCAUUGAAGUUUCCAGGGAAGAGAUUUUUGAGGAAUCAUAUCGGCAGGUCAUGAAAAUGAGACCAAAAGAUCUGUGGAAGCGAUUAAUGAUAAAAUUUCGUGGAGAAGAAGGCCUUGACUAUGGAGGGGUUGCCAGGGAGUGGUUAUAUCUGUUGUCACAUGAAAUGUUGAAUCCUUACUAUGGCCUCUUCCAGUAUUCAAGAGAUGAUAUCUAUACCUUGCAGAUCAAUCCUGAUUCUGCGGUUAAUCCGGAACAUUUAUCAUAUUUCCACUUUGUUGGACGAAUAAUGGGAAUGGCUGUGUUUCAUGGACAUUAUAUUGAUGGUGGUUUCACAUUGCCUUUUUAUAAACAGUUGCUUGGGAAGUCAAUUACUUUGGAUGACAUGGAGUUAGUUGAUCCAGAUCUUCAUAACAGUUUGGUGUGGAUACUUGAGAAUGAUAUUACAGGUGUUUUGGACCAUACUUUCUGUGUCGAACAUAAUGCAUAUGGUGAAAUUAUUCAGCAUGAACUUAAACCAAAUGGCAAGAGUAUCCCUGUUACUGAAGAAAAUAAAAAAGAAUAUGUCAGGCUCUAUGUGAACUGGAGAUUUUUACGAGGCAUUGAGGCGCAAUUCCUGGCUCUGCAGAAAGGAUUUAAUGAAGUAAUUCCACAGCAUCUGCUGAAGACAUUUGAUGAGAAGGAGCUAGAGCUCAUUAUCUGUGGACUCGGAAAGAUAGAUGUUAAUGACUGGAAGGUAAACACCCGGUUAAAACACUGCACACCAGAUAGCAAUGUCGUCAAGUGGUUCUGGAAGGCUGUGGAGUUUUUUGAUGAGGAGCGAAGAGCGCGGUUACUUCAGUUUGUGACGGGAUCAUCUAGAGUGCCGCUGCAGGGCUUCAAAGCUCUACAAGGUGCUGCGGGCCCACGACUCUUCACCAUUCACCAGAUUGACGCCUGCACCAACAACCUGCCCAAAGCCCACACUUGCUUCAAUCGAAUAGACAUUCCGCCCUAUGAAAGCUAUGAAAAGUUAUAUGAAAAGCUGCUAACAGCCAUUGAAGAAACAUGUGGGUUUGCUGUGGAAUGACAGACUUCAAGGAUUUCCCCAGGACUCUAUUUAUACCCUGACCGCCAGCCUCCUUUCAGCAAAGUUUCGCGGAAUGCGGAAAUACAGGAAAAUGCCCGCCCCCCCCCCUUAAGAAUUUUUCUAGGACACUGUGAGGGGAAAGGACAAUUUUGAAAUUCCUUUUCAAGGAAAAAAAAAGAGGUCUUUAUGCUUUGCCAUGAGGCCAUACUCAGCUGCUAUUUAAAAUUAAUAUCUUGAACCUAAAGAAUGCUGACUUUUCCUACAUUUCCAGAGUUAGGCAGUAUUCUACACUUAAAGACUACUACUAUUUUUAUAAAAGGUAAUCUAUUCAAAUCGCUCCACAGAUUUCAAGUCUCUCAAACAUCAAGACACCUUCAGCAGUCGGUACACAUCACAUUUCAUUUUGAUUGAAUACAUGAUCUUGAACAGCUCCUGUACUUGCUCUUUGUAAAAAAAAAAAAAAAAAAAAAAAAAAAGAAAUAAAAUUAUUUUGAAUUAUUCUACCUUUGUAAACAAUUGGCUAAAGGAAUCAUUAUCUUUAAAAAAAAAUUAAGCCAUUUACACAUUUAAUUACAUUUUUCUCUAGCAAAACAUUGUAUUUUAAAAGCAUUAUAUGUUUCAACCUAGACUAAGUGAGUCUUUUGUAUAUUUUUCAAGUACGAACUUCCUGGAAUACAGCCACAUGAUUUUGGUUGUCAGAUUCCUAAUGCAACCAUUUAGUCUAAACUUAGUAGCUUAUUGAUACAGUCAGAUACAUUCAGGGGCUCCUUGUUUUUAAGAGACUUUUUAAAAAAAAUCCUAAUUUUUUAUCUUGAAUCAAUAUGAUCAGGUAUUUUGGAUUUACUUCUCAUCUUAAAUGGAAACAUACUGCAUUUUUAUAGCUCCUCAGAUCGUGUGGUUGGGAUGGGAUUUUCAUUCUUUUGCUGGGUCAGCUUAUCUUUAAUAUAUAUAAUACUAUUUCUGUAAACCAAAGUCUCCUAUGACAAGUGCACCUAAUUUAUAUUUUAAUUACGGUUUAACUUUCUAUCAAGUAAACUACCCAGAAUCUUUGUUUAGCUGCUCAUGAGCUAAAAUUAUAACAAAGGAAAAAUUUUAUUCAGGCAGCUUAGAAAAUCCUGUUUUUACCUAAUAAAAUGAAGGUGGGGUAGGGGGUGGGGUAGGACAGGGGGUAGGAUUACUGAAGAAAUAGUGAUUCUAAAUCUCUGGUAUAAAUUACUUUAUAACUGAAGAAUUCAUUUUGGAGGUAAGGGAAUCCCAGUUCCCUUGGUGUUGAUCAGCAUCUGAUUUUGAAAUAUCCAGAUUUAGCUUUCAAGGUGUGUGGCAUGUUGCAUAAUCCAGAAGGCAACCAAAAUUCCGGAGUUAGGGAUUGAAAAACUCUGAAAUCAUGGAUGGAUUUUUAAAUUCAGCUGUCAGAAAUCUGCACUAUAUAUAUAUAUAUUUUUUUUUUUUUUCUUACACCGAUGUGAAUCAAGAGGGGCAAAUUUUGAUGAUAGCUCUGUUGAAAUUUUGCAGCUUAAUUAUCAAGUGAAUAGGUCCUCUUUGUGUUCUUCCGUUUGAUGGAUUGGUUUUCAGUCUGUGUUCAUGAGCCAAGGGGUUCCUCAGAGGUGCCUCAGAAGUAAUGGUCUAAGGGAGGAGGGACAGAAAGGGAGAGGAAAGGCCUAGCUGGUAUUUGAGCAGGAGCCUCUAACUACCCCCCCCCCCCCCCUUUACCAGAGCAGCUCCCAAUUUCUCUCUUGUGUGUUUUGGAAUUCCAAGUAAGCUUCCAUGGGGUGGGAGGUUGGGGGAGGGGAUAUAAAAGAAGUGGAAAUUUUGCUGUUUAAAAAAGUUGAGAACUACGUGUGUAGUUUCUGAGUAUUCGAAUUUAUUUCAUUCAGCCAAAUUGGACUGCUACAUGCAAGCUAGUCAUAGUCAUACCGUGCAGUGGUAAAUGUGCUUCUGCUGACCUUCUCCUUCCCAGACACCUUGUGUUUUCCUGCCGCAUUCUCAGUACUACCUAAGAACAUCUUGAAACGUGCCGAAAAGGUUUCUGAACUAUUUGAUUAUCAGCUUUCCGCUUUCCCGCUAGUACCAUAUUGGUUGCAGGUCCGUCUCUUUUGUAUUAUAUUAAAGCACUAGUGCAGUGUAAUCGUGCCUACUCGUAGAACCUUCCAGAAAGUGAGUACAUGAUGAACACUUUAGAGAUGUCCUAACUGACGGAUGCAGUAAUGAAUGCGACUAUCAUAGUGUACAAUAAAGCAGGCUAAUACCAUUGCUUUUGAGUGCCUUUUUAACUUUAUAAUAAUGACUUAAUAGAGCUUUAAAAGAAAUCUACCCUAACAGUCUGUGGUAUCACCAACACGAUUUAGAAAGACAUGAUUAGAUUUCAUUUUCAAAAUUAUGUUCCCUGAUGACUUCCAAACAGGUGCUAAGCAAACAAAACCCCCACCGUGUCAUUGAAUCUGGGACUUGCACCUCAUGUGUAAUGUGAAUAUUUAUUUCCACAUGUCCCUCUUAGCUGGGUUUUUUCUAAUCCCUCCCUCCAGUCGUGUUAUUUCAGAUACGUGACGUCACGUUUCCAUACACCGCCUCUCCACCAUGAACGCUUAAUCACGAACAGUGAUUAUUUGUAGAGCUCAUACGCAGGACAGAGCACAGGAACUGGGCCUGAAGAUGGAGACACACAUCAGAUUCAACCUUGCAGACCACUCACUCCUCCCGGACGUGAUGGCAUGGCAAGAAGGUGGAGAACCAUCGAGACCAGAAGGGAAAAGUUCUUUUUAAAAAUGGAGGACUCUAACACUCACUGGCACCAACUGUCAAUAUAACAGGAGCUGGACGGGACAUCUGCUUGCUUUGGAGUAUCCCGCGGGUUCUAUCAACUUCCCAGAAACAAAGAAAAGGCAACCGGUGUGCGUGAGCAGGGUGAGGCUACAGCUGGAGUAGCAGGCAGGACUGCCCAUCGCUGCCGCCGCUACCAAUAUGUAGGCCUCCCGAAGAGAAGAAGAUCUGGAACCACUAAUACAAAUUAAAAGUAAAGAUUUACAUCAUAUUACUUUUCUUUAGAAAAACAAGUGCCAUAAAAAUAGACACAAAGAUCAAAAGAACAGAAUAGAGAGCCCAGAAAUAAACCCAUGCUUAUAUGGUCAAUUAAUCUACAACAAAGGAGGUAAGAAUAUACGAUGGGAAAAUAGUCUCUUCAAUAAAUGAUGUAGGAAAGUGGACAGCUACAUGCAGAAGAAUGAAGCUGGAGUACUUCAACACACCAUACACAAAAAUUACCUCAAAAUGGAUUAAUAAACAACUAAAUGUGAGACAAGAAACCAUAAAACUUCUAGAAGAAAACACAGGCAAGUAAUCUCUUUGACAUCAGCUUUAGUAAUGUUUUUGUGGUAUGUCUUCUCAGGCAAGGGAAACAAAAGCAAAAAUAAACUAUUGGGACUACACCAAAAUAAAAAGCUUCUGCACAGUGAAGGGAACCAUCAACAAAGUGAAAAGACAAACUACUGAAAACACGAGAAGACAUUUGCAAAUGAUAUGUCUGAUAGAGGAUUAAUACCCAAAAUAUAUAAAAAACUGAUAUAACUCAACACCAGAAAAACCCAGAUUAAAAAAUGGGCACAGGACCCGAAUAGACGUUUUUCCCAAAGAAAACAUACAGAUAGCCAACAGACACAAGGUGCUCAACAUCACUAAUCAUCAAGGGAAAUGCAAAUCAAAAUCACAAUGAGAUAUGGCUAGACUCAAAAAGACAAGAAAUAACAAGCAUCGACAAAGAUUUCAUGUGAAGAGAAAGGAAUUCUUGUGCACUGUUGGUGGAAAUGGAAAUUGGUAUAGCCACUAUGGAAAACAGUAUGAAGGUUCCUCAAAAAAGUAAAAAUAAAAAUACCACAUGAUCCAGUAAUUCCACUACUGUGUAUUUACCCAAAGAAAAAAACACUAACUUGAAAAGAUAUAUGCAUCCCUGUUUAUUGCAGUACUUACAACAGCCAAGAUACGGAAAUAACCCAAGUGUCACUGAUAAAUGAAGGGAUAAAAGAGAUGUGGUGUACAUGUAUACACACACACACACACACACACAAUUACUUAGUCAUAAAAAAGAAUGAGACCUUGCCAUUUACAACAUGGAUAGACUUAGUAUUAUGCUAAGUGAAAUAAGUCAGAGAAAGACAAAUACAAUUUCACUCACAUAUAGAAUCUAAAAAAACAUAUGAACAAAAAAAAAGAAGAAACAGAUCCACAAAUACAGAGAACUGAUGUUUUCCAUACAGGAAGAAGUAGGGAGAAUGGGUAAAAUGGGUAAAGUGGAGUGAGGUACAUAGGCUUCCAGUUAUGGAAUGAAUAAGUCACAGGGAUGAAAGGUACAGUAAAAGAAUAUAGUCAAUGGUAUUAUAAUAAUGUAUGAUGACAGAUGGUAGCUAUACUUGUGGUGAGACUAGCAAAUAUAUGGAGUUGCCAAAUCACUAUGUUGUACAUCUGAAACUAAUGUAAUAUUGUGUCAACUAUACUUCAAUUAAAAAAAUUACUAAUAUGUACUAUAUGGUUACAUUUUAAAAAAUCAUAUGAGAUACACAUUUGCGUAUCUGUAAGGAAAGAAAUCAAAAUGUUAACAGUGGUUUUCUCUAGGUCAGAGGUUGGCAAACCAUAGCCCAAGGUCCAAAUCUGACUCAUCAACUGUUUUUGUAAAUAAAAGUUGUUUUAAGGUUUUAAGUAAUCUCUACAUCCAACAUGAGGCUUGAACUCACAAACCGGAGAUCAAGAGUCACACACUCUACUGACUAAGCCAGUCAGGCACCACUGUAAAUAGCUUUAUUGGAACACACUCAUAUACAAAGAGGUGCCAGAACUGCAGGAACGCUGUUAUGGGGGUAUAUCCCUGAGCUAGGAAUCUUGGCUGAUACAAUAAAAAAAUUUAUAGGUCAAAUUGUUUUGUCUAAUUUUUGAAU
Messenger RNA from Mirounga angustirostris (Northern elephant seal), 7212 nucleotides. It is a transcript of the gene SMURF2, whose product is annotated as SMAD specific E3 ubiquitin protein ligase 2. Gene Ontology annotation, biological process: proteasome-mediated ubiquitin-dependent protein catabolic process; protein polyubiquitination; negative regulation of BMP signaling pathway. Gene Ontology annotation, cellular component: cytoplasm. The record is from RefSeq and is a predicted model, not a curated record. The coding region runs from base 26 to 2290 and encodes 754 amino acids. The transcript has 21 exons. Gene Ontology annotation, molecular function: protein binding; ubiquitin protein ligase activity. NCBI's taxonomy places the organism in Eukaryota, Metazoa, Chordata, Mammalia, Carnivora, Phocidae.